Molecule: messenger RNA, 939 nt
Organism: Tupaia belangeri chinensis (Chinese tree shrew)
Lineage: Eukaryota; Metazoa; Chordata; Mammalia; Scandentia; Tupaiidae
Product: olfactory receptor 1A1
Exons: 1
Coding region: 1-939 (312 amino acids)
Biological process (GO): G protein-coupled receptor signaling pathway
Cellular component (GO): membrane
Molecular function (GO): G protein-coupled receptor activity; olfactory receptor activity
Source: RefSeq, a predicted model, not a curated record
AUGAAUGAAGAAAAUCAAUCCUCUGUCCUAGAGUUCAUCCUCCUUGGAGUUACUGGUCAGAAAAAACAGGAAAAUUUCUUCUUCAUCCUCUUCCUCUUCAUUUACCCCAUCACAGUGACUGGAAACCUGCUCAUCAUCUUGGCCAUUCACGCAGACAGUCGCCUUCACAAUCCCAUGUAUUUUUUCCUUGCCAACCUCUCCUUUGUUGACAUCUUCUUCUCAUCUGUAAGCAUCCCUAAGAUGUUAAUCAACCAUCUCUUGGGUAGUAAAACCAUCUCCUUUGAAGGAUGCCUAACACAGAUGUAUUUCAUGAUAUCCUUGGGAAACACAGACAGCUAUAUUUUGGCUGCAAUGGCAUAUGAUAGAGCUGUGGCCAUCAGUCGCCCACUUCAUUAUGUAACAAUUAUAAGCCCACGGUCUUGUGUCCUACUGGUUGUUGGGUCUUGGGUGGUUGCAAAUGCUAAUGCCCUCCCCCACACUCUGCUCACAGCAAGACUGUCUUUCUGUGGCAACAACAAAGUAGCCAAUUUCUACUGUGACAUCACCCCUUUACUCAAGCUGUCCUGUUCUGACAUCCAUUUUAACGUGAAGAUGAUGUACCUAGGGGUUGGUGUUUUCUCUGUGCCAUUACUAUGCAUCAUUAUCUCCUAUAUUCAUGUCUUUUCCACAGUCUUACGAGUUCCAUCCACCAAGGGUGUGCUCAAAGCCUUCUCCACCUGUGGAUCCCACCUCACAGUAGUUUCUUUGUAUUAUGGGACAGUCAUGGGCAUGUAUUUCCGUCCUCUUACCAGUUACAGCCUGAAGGAUGCAGUGAUAACUGUGAUGUAUAUGGCAGUGACCCCAAUGUUAAAUCCUUUCAUCUAUAGUCUGAGAAACCGGGACAUGAAGGCAGCUCUAUAUAAACUCUUCAGCAAGAAAAUAUCCUCACAACCAGUAUGA